ACUAGGAGGGGCUGCGACGCCAGGGCGGGACCGUCUCCGGCUGGGAGGGAGGGCGGGCGGCGCGCAGACCCCGGAAGUCCCGCCCCGGGAGCGUUCGCCCUUGGGCAGUUUUCUGGGUGGGAAGUGCGAUUUUGGCGGGCGGUUGUGACGUUGCUAGCGCUUGUCCGGUGGCUGCUGCGCUGCCGCAACGAAUAGGGUUUCUGGCUGCGUAGGAGGGACGGGGGCGCGGAGCUCUGGGAAACUGCGCCAGGCGCCCGAAAGGUGAACACGGGAGUCGCGCGUCUCCCCCGCAGCAGCGGUAAAGCGGAAGUUAUGCUGCAGCCGGAGCCGCGUCCCGGGGCCCGGCUGCCCCGAGCUGAGCGGAGCAUCCUUUCCGGGUGAGGGGAGGAGGGGACUUGGCGCGUUCCCCUCGCUGCACCGGGAGCCGCAGCCGCGGUGUUCAGGCCGCGGAGCAGCCAGGCUCCUCCGCCGAAAACCUGCAUUUAUUUGCCUGCGGGACGUUUGCCUUGAAAAUGGACAAAGACGCCGCCCUCCGGGGUAUUCCUGUUUGCCUGACCCUGAGAGCGCCUUUUUGCUUCAAGACGUGUGGGAUGCUCCUGUUCUCCGAAUUCUGAUACGCUUCUGGGCAUAAUAUUGAAACACAAAACUGCUUUUGCUCUCUCUGUGGUUGGCCGAAAAUAGGAUUCUUUUUCGUGCAGGUGUCGUUGUUUAGUCGGCUUUAUUAACACAUUGAAAUGGCUCUACCCAAAGACGCCAUCCCGUCGCUGUCCGAGUGCCAGUGCGGGAUCUGCAUGGAAAUCCUCGUCGAGCCCGUCACCCUCCCGUGUAACCACACGCUGUGCAAACCGUGCUUCCAGUCGACCGUCGAAAAGGCGAGUUUAUGCUGUCCCUUCUGUCGCCGCCGGGUAUCGUCGUGGACUCGGUACCACACCCGAAGAAAUUCUCUCGUCAACGUGGAACUGUGGAAGAUAAUUCAAAAACACUAUCCCAGGGAGUGCAAGCUUAGAGCGUCUGGCCAAGAAUCAGAGGAAGUGGCUGAUGACUAUCAGCCAGUUCGUCUGCUCAGUAAACCUGGGGAACUGAGAAGAGAAUAUGAAGAGGAAAUAAGCAAGGUGGCGGCAGAGCGACGGGCCAGCGAGGAAGAAGAAAACAAAGCCAGUGAAGAAUACAUACAGAGGCUGUUGGCAGAGGAGGAAGAAGAGGAAAAAAGACAGGCAGAAAAAAGGCGAAGAGCGAUGGAAGAACAACUGAAAAGUGAUGAGGAACUGGCAAGAAAGCUAAGCAUUGAUAUUAACAAUUUCUGUGAGGGAAGUAUCUCGGCUUCUCCCUUGAAUUCCAGAAAAUCUGAUCCAGUUACACCCAAGUCUGAAAAGAAAAGUAAGAACAAACAAAGAAACACUGGAGAUAUUCAGAAGUAUUUGACACCGAAAUCUCAGUUUGGGUCAGCCUCACACUCUGAAGCUGUACAAGAAGUCAGGAAAAACUCCGUAUCUAAGGACAUUGACAGUAGUGAUAGGAAAAGCCCAACAGGGCAAGACACAGAAAUAGAAGAUAUGCCGACACUUUCUCCACAGAUAUCCCUUGGAAUUGGAGAACAAGGUGCAGAUUCUUCAAUAGAGUCCCCUAUGCCAUGGUUAUGUGCCUGUGGUGCCGAAUGGUACCAUGAAGGAAACGUCAAAACAAGACCAAGCAAUCAUGGGAAAGAGUUAUGUGUCUUAAGUCACGAGCGACCUAAAACCAGAGUUCCCUACUCGAAAGAAACUGCAGUUAUGCCUUGCGGCAGAACAGAAAGUGGGUGCGCCCCCACAUCAGGGGUGACACAGACAAAUGGAAACAACACAGGUGAGACAGAAAAUGAAGAGUCGUGCCUACUGAUCAGUAAGGAGAUUUCCAAAAGAAAAAACCAAGAAUCUUCCUUUGAAGCAGUCAAGGAUCCAUGCUUUUCUGCAAAAAGAAGAAAAAUGUCCCCCGAAUCUUCCCCAGAUCAAGAGGAAACAGAAAUAAACUUUACCCAAAAACUGAUAGAUUUGGAGCAUCUACUGUUUGAGAGACAUAAACAAGAAGAACAGGACAGGUUAUUGGCAUUACAACUUCAGAAGGAGGUGGAUAAAGAGCAAAUGGUGCCAAACCGGCAAAAAGGAUCCCCAGAUGAGUAUCACUUACGCGCUGCAUCCUCCCCUCCAGACAAAGUGCUAAAUGGACAGAGGAAGAAUCCCAAAGAUGGGAAUUUCAAAAGGCAAACUCACACAAAGCAUCCAACACCAGAGAGAGGCUCAAGGGACAAAAAUAGGCAAGUGUCUUUAAAGAUGCAGUUGAAGCAGUCAGUUAAUAGAAGAAAGAUGCCAAAUUCUACUAGAGAUCACUGUAAGGUAUCCAAAAGUGCUCACUCCCUACAGCCUAGCAUUUCACAGAAAAGUGUUUUUCAGAUGUUUCAGAGAUGCACAAAGUAAGGCCUGGUAAAGGGAGUGCUUUGUGAUCUAGUAAAGCUGGAAUGUGAAGCUCUUUCCUA
Messenger RNA from Pan troglodytes (chimpanzee), 2509 nucleotides. RefSeq names its product ring finger protein 168 (gene RNF168). Gene Ontology annotation, biological process: protein ubiquitination; double-strand break repair. Gene Ontology annotation, molecular function: nucleosome binding; ubiquitin-protein transferase activity. The record is from RefSeq and is a predicted model, not a curated record. The coding region runs from base 735 to 2450 and encodes 571 amino acids. The transcript is spliced from 6 exons. Gene Ontology annotation, cellular component: nucleus; site of double-strand break. NCBI's taxonomy places the organism in Eukaryota, Metazoa, Chordata, Mammalia, Primates, Hominidae.